UCGAUAAAUACGUGUUAUUUGUUAAAGUUAUAAUAUUUGUGUUGGUUAAUAUCGUUUGUGGCUGUUUCGUUAUCGCAUUUAGCGAUUUGAUGUUAGUAGUUAUUUUACUACUCAGAUAAGAGUGAUAGUGGUUUGUUUAAACAUACAGGAGACAGUGAUACAUAGUAUUGUGACAACAGUGAAUAUGUGUAGAACCGAAAUGUUGUAAAUAAAAUGAUAUUCAGUGAGAAGUUUACACCGUCACAGUAUUUGGUGACCGGCCUUACAAUUCCCGACUACGAGAGCAAGGAGGGCCAAAUGGGCCUCUUCAAAGGCUCGACCACAACCCUCGACGGAAUCGGUCUCAGGCCGAUGCCAGCAGAACGACCGAAGACGUUACGAAAGCUGAAGUCAGUGUACGAUUCCUCGCCCACAGAGCCAGCUAGCGUCGAUAACAACAACUUAGGAAGCAAUGGACAGAUGGACAGAAACAUCAACGGGGUUGAAGACGAGGUCAGACGGAGAAGCAACACGACCAGCUCGACUCAUAGCGGUGACAAAUCCUUGUCAAUACUCAGCCCCUUCGAUGAACAGGAGGAAUGGGCGAAAAUAUCAGAGAUAAUGGCGUCCUUUGGCAGCAAACUAGUCCGAGAAUCUGUCUUCGUUUCGGAGCUGGAGCAGGAGUUCACCUCGCGCCUUGGUUUGAGCUGCUCCGAGUCUAGCCUCACUCCAUCCAUGGCCUCUAACCUGGGCCUGUGGCUGUCUGGACUAGGCUUACAGGACUUCGAACAGCUCUUCGUUGAAAGCGGCUAUGACGACAUUGACUUUGUUAAUGGAAUCCUUGACGAAAAUGAUCUCAGAGAAAUGGGGAUAGAAGAAAACGAUAGACAAAAGAUUCUAGAUUCAUCUAAGCAGUUACCAUUGAAAAUAGCAGAAAUAAGCAAUAACCAUAAUAACAAUGUUAGCAAAAACCAGCAUCUAUCAGUAGAUGAGUGGUUGAGAGUAAUUAAUUUAGAACAAUAUAGUGAUACGUUUAGGAAACAUUUAUAUGUAGAUAUGGAUAGAGUAAGAAGAAUAUGGGAGGUGGAGUUAACGGCUGUUCUGGAGAUAAUCAAACCUGGACAUCGAAAACGGAUUCUCUGCUCGGUCUCUGGCGAACAAAAUGGACCUAUUAGUAAUAUAGAAGAUAUUAAUACUGAUCUCAAUACACUAAAGAGUAACAUACAACAGCUGAAAGAAGAAAUCAAAGAGAAGUUACCAUCAGAGAACCUGAAGCCCGUACCUCCACCCGUGGUACCGUCUCUAGCGCCGCCUGGAGGAGAAACCUUAAAGCGUAGCAAAAAGAAUCGGCCGGCGCCUCAGCCACCUAGACCGUCCGACCUGGAGAUCAGAGCGCCUUCCGAACUGCUGGUUGGUGUACCAGGUGCUUUGAAGACACAGUGGAAACAUCAACCCUUUGUUUUGGUCACCGGCGCCGUUACGUAUGUAGCUAAUUAUUUAGGAUCUACGGUUGUAAAAGAACUUCGCGGCACCGAGUCCACAAAGAAGUCGAUACAGAAGUUGAAGAAGAGCACCAAAGAGCCCCGGGAUUCCCCGGACAUUAUCCUGUCUAUCAGCUACCGGGGUGUUAAGUUCCUGAAUACUAUUACCAGAGAGUUGGUGUGCGAACAUGAAAUACGCAACAUUCACUGCGCGUGCCAGGAUGCUGACGAUCUCACUCACUUCGCCUAUAUCACCAAAGACCACACCACGAAGAGCCACUACUGUCAUGUGUUCAGGGUUGCUACCAUGGACCAAGCAACAGAAGUAAUCUUAACCCUCGGUGAAGCGUUCGAGGUAGCAUACCAGAUGGCUCUUAGGGAGCAAUCGAAUCGGAGUAAAAUUACCAAACCCGCCCCAGAGGUCAAAGAUAAAACCAUACACGGAAGAUCGCAUUCCAUCACGGAGAUAAAACUUAACGGGCAUCAGUUGAAAAUUGCUCCUAUAUCAGCUUCAUUGUCUAACGAAGACUUCCAGAGUACCAGGAAUUCAGAAGGUUCAAAAAGCCCCAGGACGCCACUACUUAAAGCACCAAUAGCGUCUACGGAGGAGUUGUGAGGUUGUAAUUUGAGCAAUAAUAAAAAUAGUAUUUUUUUCAUUACACUGCGACUCAGAAGUUUAGAAGAGUCAUUACCUAGAAACCGUUGUUUACCUAAACUCAUUCCUAAACAUUACUUUGACCAAUAAUGUAUACUUACUAGUGUUAAAAUAGCAAAUGAGUUUUGGCCUAAUUAAAAUAUGUUUGAGUUCAUUUGUCUUCCGAUUGUCAACGGAAUCGAAGUUUAGUACAGAUAAUAAGCAAUGUACAAGGCUUAGUUGAUAUUUUUCACUUUACUACAGUAUGGUGUAUACAGUGUUACUUAUGAAUAAUUCAAACGCAAGGCAAUAUGUUAAUUUAAAAACUAAUAUUUUAAUUGAAUGUUGCGUUUGUUUCACAUUUUGUGUUGAGUACUUCUCACCCGCCUGCAGCCCUCAUGUUUAUUUUAUUGACUAGUUUUUUGGAUCUCGGUUCAAGUUCUUUUGAGCUUUGUAAUUCGCCCAUGUGAGUUGAUCAACUUGACAUCCUUUGAAACUAUUAUUAUUGGUGUUUGUAGUUUUCCUCAAAAUAUUUACCUUCUUAGCCUUAAUAUUGUGUACACCAUAAUGUAAGUAUUGAUAAACCUUAUAAUGAAAAUGGUGAAAUCGUCUCAAAAAUUUGAUGUAAUUUAAAAAUAAGUUACUCGAAUAGUGAGCGAUAUUACGGAAAUUAUAAAAAAAAACUAGCUUAUAGUAGAAAUAUUAUAGCCGAUAUAGGCAGUUGCUUUAUUGUAAUACGAGGCUAAAUCGUUUUUAUAUUGUGGGUAUUUUCGAUGAUUACAUCAAUUUGUUUUGUAGUUUUUUUUUAUAAUAUUAGACAUAAUUUAUCUUGUGGUGAAUUAACCGUUAUAUAGCUUUAACAGUUUGGUCUUCAUUUUUAAUAAACAAGGGUUGUUUAAAGUCGCUGUUCAGUUUGAACAAAGACAGUUCUGCGUUUAAGAACAUUAUCAAUAAUGGUUAUACAGCAUUAGUACUUUUUUUAAUAAGUAUUGAAAAACUGAUAAUAAUAUAAUUAUAAAUUAUUUCGACCUUUUAUGUACCACUAAGUACACGACUAUAUUUGAUGUCUACAAAUUAUUUUAUCUCAGUUGCCUAUUUUACAAUUUACAAAUGCUUUAUAAUGAUGUAUUACAAGGCAUGGUUAAUGAAUUCUAACAUGUUGGAGUUUUUUUACCCAUGAACAAUUUCUUAUUCAAUUCUGUACUAUAUAAGUUAAUAAUAAUAAUGGUUCUACUAUUGAAUAGUAGAAUUAUAGGGCUGUUAUAUUUAUAAUAGUUUUAAUGUAUAUUUUUGUUCGUUAAGUUACUGACUGUGACUAUGCAGCUGUUUUACAUAUUAAAAAAAAUGUUUAGCGGAUAUGACGUCAUGUCCGCCAUUAAAUUUAGGCCUAAUAUAAUCUCGAAUGAAUAUAAUAUUGUCAUAUUAUUCGUUACCAAUAAGUGUCGUGUGAAUUAUAUUAUGUAGGUUAAACUUAUAUUAAAGGGUUCUAAAAGUUGUUUUUUGUGUUUCACCGUAUAAAUACAAAAAAACAUAAAAUAAACUUAUAAAAAGUAGCGUGAGUGAACAUAUAAAAAAUGAAGUAAGGGUAAUUUUUGAAUUGGCAUUAUUUCUGGUCUGUACAAUUGUGUACACAGAUAAUAUUUGUCUAUGAUAUACGGUGGAACACUUACAACUAGUUAAAUAAACACAUCUUAUGACACAAGUUCGUUCAACGUAUAGUACAUUAAACAUAUCAACAGAUGUUAUAGUUCGUACGCUGUGAGCCAUCCCCGUUCUUUGUUUGCGUUCAACUUGUCUUGAUACGUUGCUGUGGAUGUCUUAGACAAAAAAUUGUUUUCGUGUUAUUCAAUUGCUUGUGCUCAAUGUUUGGCAUUUUAAAACUGUUGUUGUCUUUGAUUAAGCUCUGUUUGAAUUAAAUAAAUAAACCGCAUUUAAUAUUAAUAAUUCAUGGAAAGGCAAAGAACCAACGCCUAACAGCCAUAUUUGGCUGUAUGGCUUAAUGCCUUUGCCUUUAGCUGUGUGAUUUAAUUAAAUUGAUUGGAAAAAGUUUACCUUAAAUUGUAGAUUUUUAAUUAAAACAGAGUUUGUAAUCUUUAUGUUAAAUAAAGUUUUUGUUAGUAUGUAUUAUCAAAGUCUGAUUUAGUUUUGAGAUUUAGUGUAAUGUGAUAUGAAAGUAAAUUUAUUUGAACAGU
Leptidea sinapis is the source of this 4286-nucleotide messenger RNA. RefSeq names its product ankyrin repeat and SAM domain-containing protein 1A-like. Gene Ontology annotation, molecular function: protein binding. The transcript has 10 exons. NCBI's taxonomy places the organism in Eukaryota, Metazoa, Arthropoda, Insecta, Lepidoptera, Pieridae. Gene Ontology annotation, cellular component: cytosol. Bases 214 to 2076 code for a protein of 620 amino acids. The record is from RefSeq and is a predicted model, not a curated record.